Molecule: messenger RNA, 201 nt
Organism: Clunio marinus
Lineage: Eukaryota; Metazoa; Arthropoda; Insecta; Diptera; Chironomidae
Source: the annotation of a GenBank genome assembly
AUGCUUAAACAACGAAAUAUAUAUCAACAUGUUCAUUUAAUCCGACAUAAAUCACAUGCCGACGAAAUAAUCAAAGCUCAAAACAUUGUGAUGACAAUUGGACUUGUAUGGAGUGGACACCAACAACAACAAAGGCAGCAGAAAAAAAAGGGAAAAGGUUUAUGUCACUCUUGGCUCGGUAAUAUCUCAGAAAAAGUGUGA